UGUUCUAUACGUAUAGGAUAUGAAACGAUAUAAACUUGCUACUAGAUUCUACAUGGAAUACUACUUGUAAUUUUAAGGCAGAUGCAGAGUUAUUUCCCAUUACUGUAGGACAAACAAUUAAUCAACCAGUAGAGAAAUAGGUAUUGGGCAUUUCAGUCUAAAACAUCUACUGUAGGACGAACGAUUAGCACAGCACAGCACAAUUUACAUUUUAAGGCAUACAGGAUUUGUGAAUAUAGGACAUAUAUAGGACUAGACAUGCAGAAUUAGUGAUUAUAGGACAUAUAUAGGACUAGGCAUACAAGAUUAGUGAAUAUAGGACAUGUAUAGGUAUAUACAUACAGGAUUAGUGAAUAUAGGACAUAUAUAGGUAUAGACAUACAGGAUUAGUGAAUAUAGGACUAGACAUACAGGAUUAGUGACUAUAGGACAUAUAUAGGACUAGACAUACAGGAUUAAUGACUAUAGGAUAGAUAAAGCAAACGGAACAGGUCACAUCUUGAUACCUGUAGCUACACUGUCCAGAAGGAGGCGGUAAUAAACCUUAACGCUGGCUGUAAGCCGCCUCUAUUCAAAGAAGAAGAAGAACAACAACAAACCGCUCACUUGAAUGUCAGGAAGUGUUCAGUUUGGGCGUUUUUAACUGAUUUUAAAUAGAUAAAGCACAUCCGAAAUGCAUAAUGUGACCUAAUAUGUUGUAGUUAUUUACCUAAUUAGGAGGACAAAAGUGAGGUUUAAUCUGUGGAACUCAAAUUUUCUAACAAGACCUGAUCAAGACAGAGAGUCAUGGCACAGAACUGUCUUCCUGGCAUGGAAACAUCAGCCGUGUCUGUUCUUAAGAGAGCUGUAGAGCUUGAUCAGAGUUCUCGCUUUCAGGAAUCUCUUGUGUGCUACCAGGAGGGCAUUCAGCUCCUUCUAGACGUGCUGAAAGUGAUAAAGGAUGAAUCUAAAAAAGUCCACUACAGAGAAAAGAUCAAGGGUUACAUGGAUCGAGCUGAGCAGAUGAAAGUUCACCUAAACAAAGUGAAAGAAGAAGGGAAAUACCAUGAGCAAAUUAAAAUCACUGACAGCGCAACAGGUUUCAGCUAUGAGACCCUGUUCAAGCCAUACAUUAGAGAAGGACUCACUGAAGUCUGGGUUGAGGACCCUUAUAUCCGCCAUGUGCACCAGCUGUAUAACUUCCUGCGUUUUUGUGAAAUGCUUUUAAAGGCCGAAUGUAAUGUUAAGAAGAUUAAUCUCCUGACUUCUCAAGAUGAAGUUAGUUCCUCCCAGCAAGAGAGUGCCCUAGCAGAAAUCCGCCAGUCUUUGCAGAGUCAGGGCAUUUGUCUGGACAUUAAAUAUUCCUCCACUAUUCAUGACCGGGAGGUCAGAUUCGAUAAUGGUUGGAUUAUCAAGAUUGGCAGGGGGCUUGAUUAUUUCAAGAAGCCUAAGGGUCGUUUUUCCAUUGGCUACUGCGAUUACGACUUGAGAGAAUGUCAUGAGACUACAGUGGAUGUCUUCCACACAAAGCACACCAAGAAGACAUGACCAAAAAAGCAUUUGUAUUCGGUGUAUUUGAGUUAUCCUACUAUGCGCUAUUUAGAUGGGUGGGUUUAUUCCUGUUUUGUAUUUUUAACUCUGUUAAGGGUUUACCGUUUAUAAAGUAAGUGCCUAAUAUAUUAAUGUGCAUGUUGCUGGCAAUCACACUGUAAUGCAUGGGUUUUAAACCAUGACCAUGCUGUUCAAAAACAUGAAAAUAUGAGAGCGUGAUGGACGUGGACCUGCUGUGGUCUGGUGUUUUUUUUUUGUUUUUUUUUUAAAAAAAGGACUUUAGAGGAUCUCAGAAUGAAGUCUAAUGAAAUGUUAAUAAUAAAUAAUCAGACUGUUUUAAUUACUAUUAUUAAAUAUUCCAUAAAUCGA
Molecule: messenger RNA, 1899 nt
Organism: Ictalurus furcatus (blue catfish)
Lineage: Eukaryota; Metazoa; Chordata; Actinopteri; Siluriformes; Ictaluridae
Gene: mitd1
Product: MIT, microtubule interacting and transport, domain containing 1
Exons: 7
Coding region: 787-1527 (246 amino acids)
Biological process (GO): midbody abscission
Cellular component (GO): midbody
Source: RefSeq, a predicted model, not a curated record